Phytophthora infestans T30-4 is the source of this 399-nucleotide messenger RNA. RefSeq lists its product as uncharacterized. The record is from RefSeq and is a predicted model, not a curated record. The annotation marks the transcript as partial. NCBI's taxonomy places the organism in Eukaryota, Oomycota, Peronosporomycetes, Peronosporales, Peronosporaceae. The transcript has a single exon.
AUGGCGAAAGCCGUGCACCCACCACAAAUCCAAACAAGCGCGUACGCAUUCGGCGACGAUUCAGCUCCAGCUAUUCAUCGGACGAAUCAUCGGCCGACAAUUCCGUUUGUCAACGUCGCAUAUGCAAGUCCGGCGACACCUCGUUGGCAGCCACUGGAUAGGGGUCGACGGUCCAGCAAGAUGGACAGGCGACUGCUAAACCGUCGCACAAACCAGAGACCGGAAGGUGCUGGGCGCGGAGACAGAAUCCGAGGAUGCACGAUGCUUCUUCACGAUUUUCUUCUUGAAUGCCUUCUUUCAUGCGCUUGGCUUGUAAAGCCGACGCCGCUUGGAGGUGGCCCCCACGACAUCACCGCCCAGAUGAAGUGCGGAUUCCACUGUGUGAUGUCGACGUUCGGG